Messenger RNA from Hypanus sabinus (Atlantic stingray), 3067 nucleotides. Its product is annotated as THAP domain-containing protein 5-like. The record is from RefSeq and is a predicted model, not a curated record. Lineage: Eukaryota; Metazoa; Chordata; Chondrichthyes; Myliobatiformes; Dasyatidae. The transcript has 3 exons. The coding region runs from base 621 to 1412 and encodes 263 amino acids.
GUACUGCGCGGUGGGCAAUUGCUCGAACCGAAGUGGCCAGUUAUCGUCCGAUCAUCAGAAGCUCGGCUUCUACCCGUAAGUAUAGGGUCCCGGAACGUCGUAGCCGGCUCCAGUACUGUGAAUAGCUGUGCUGAUGUUUAUAAUAGGUAAAGGGUCAGGAACUCCGUUAAGGUUUAUGACGCAAAUAUCAACCUUGUUCUAAGUCUGAACGUUUUUAAUAUUGCUGCAAAUUCAGUACAUCUGACUGGAAUCAUUCCAUCCCACAUGGAUGACAACUUAUACCUAAACGUGAAUACGCUGUGGUAUUGUUGGCAAGCCUCCCAAGGACCACAGCCUUGUGUUUUGGAAUCUCAAUGACCCGGAGAGCUCUGUCGGCUGAAGUCAGGACUCUUAGACGGGUCACCCAUACCAAAAAGGUCAAAGGGCAGAGGCCAGACUAAGAAAGGUCCGCUGGUCCUACAGGUUCGGGGGUUCAGCUCAGGGCUAACGACCCAGACUUAACGGAACAUUUGAGUAUGACAGUACUCCUCGGUCUCUACUCGGAACAUGCAUGAUUGGCAGUGGUGAAAAUCGGGAGGAAGCUACUGACGCGAUGAAGGAAGCCCUGAAUACCGCAAGAGAUGGAGGACCUUCAUUGCUGCCCUAAAUACCAGCGGCAUAAUGGACAGUUUCCACUCCAAAACAAAGAAAGACUUAGCAAAUGGAUCAAAAAUAUGAAGAGAGAGAACUGGUUCCCUACUAAGCAUCAGUGCAUUUGUAGUGACCAUUUUACUGCAGAUUCAUUUGAAUGGCGCUGGGGUAUACGCUAUUUGAAGACACAUGCUAUACCAACUCUUUUCUCAUUUCCAACUCAUCAACAGGAUAAGAAGAAAAAUAUUCGUCGUAUUCGUAGAAAAAGUAUUUCACGUAAGGGAACAUCAAAAACAAAACUGGAAAUAUUUGGUCCGGCUGCGUCAACUGAUAUCAAAAGUGAAAGCCUAGAGUUACCACUUGCUAGUGCACACUACGUUGAGCAAGCUGAAGGGAAUGCAGGUACUAACACUGCACCAACUCUGGUCAAUGAAAAUCUGGAAUUUGUUGUUCAAGACUUACCAAUUGAGCCCUUCACAAUUAUAUACGAGGUUGAAAUGAAGCAAUUGUUGAACAAUACGCUGCCUGUAGACACUGAGGUUCUACAUGUUGAUCAUUCAUAUUGUAGACAAAAUACUGACAAAGCCCAACUGUGGGAAAAAAUUUCCAGAUUACGGAAGAAGAUAAAAAAACUCAAGCAACAAGAACGGAGGACUACAGCAGAGCUUAACAGAAUGGAAAAACUGAUUCAGCAGCUGAAACAAGAGAAUCUUAUUUCUGAAGUGAAAAUGAAGGUUAUGGAAAAUUGUUUUACAGAAUUUGAAUUAAACAUUUUACAAUAAAUGUAUUAAAUGAUGAUAUUAGAAAUGUCUGUUUUAAAAAUAUUUUUGGAGAGCAAAUGAUUUAGUCAGAUAAUCCAGCACUUUUUAUUACAGUUUUUGGAAAAGUAUUAGAAUUUACUUUAGUUAGAUUCACUGCAUUGCUCAUUUAGAAAUUUGGUUAUUCAUUUACUGAGUAACCAACAAUAAAUACACUAAGGACCUGUAAUGCUAACAAGAUGUUCAGAUUAUUUUCAAGUAGAACACAUCAAUUGUGUUACUGUCAACUGUUUGCAAACAAAGCAGAUAGUCUGUACGAGAGUUCAGCUUGGUUUCUUCCAGUUGUCAGGUUCAUUGUAUGUAUUCUUGGUAAUUUUUAAAUAUUUUUUCUCAUAGUCUUUUUUCAAUUUCAUCCAUAAAUGUAAUUCCAUUGUAUUCUUUUUAGAGUGACUUUUACAUUUCAAUACAAGAAGUUCUGAUAGCAGUUGUAUGAUAUCCAUAAGUCCUUGUACUAGUUGGCCAUGCUUGAUUGGCAUUCCUAAAGUCAUAAGAAAUCCUCAUUGACUCCAUAAGUUCCCAAAAUCACGAAUAACUCCAAAAGCAUAUCAGACAUUAAUGUGGAUAUUAGUUGAUCUUCCUUCUGCCAACUUAAAAGCUUCAAUCAAAGCUUUUAGUUUUGUCUGUUGUACAGAGGUACCAGGAGCCAUGUUUCCUGAUGCCAGCACUGCAGUUCUAGAAACAACCAUUCAAAUUCCCCUCUCACUCAUUGAUAAGGCAUUAGUGUAUGUCAUUCUCCAUGCUCUUGAACUAAUACUGAUAUUAUGUGUUUCUCAUUAACGUACAGAGUAAAUGGUUUACCUGUAUCAGGUAUUCUUAAUACAGACGAUUCUUAAUGUCACCUUUAAAGUUUGAAACACUUUCAAUUGUUCUUCAUGAAGAGUCACAGGGUCAUCCGAGCACUUACUGCCUUUCAGCAAUAGUCAAUGGACCUGCCACUAGCUUGUCAAUACAAUGAUUAACAAUUGUUUUUAUCUUCAGUACUGUGUAUCUUCACUCCCUUGGUCUUCAUUGGAGCAAGCUGACAUAGCUGUCAAUCUUAUUGUUUCAUCACUGUCAUUCUCACGUGAGUCACUAGGGGGCUGCUGUAGCGUCCACAUCAUCCUGUAAUUCUUUGGAGGUCAGAUGGUAUUGCUGUUCCCAGAGUCUGUCUGAUUUAGCCUGUAAUUCUCCAAAGUUUGGAUGGUGGUAGUAUCUCUGGAGACUGUUCAAUGUGAGCUAUAAUUCCUCAGGCAGAGCUUCAAAAGUAGUUGUUUCCCAGGGCAGAGUACCAGCAGUAGCAUCACUAGCAGUGUCACUCACAGGACUGCCCCCUUGAAGUCUCUGCUGUGCUUUCUAUAAACAAUGCACUUCAGUUGAAUUACCCAUGUUAUAUUUUCACUUGUUCAAUUAAUGCAGAGAUUUACUAUUUAGACUUUUUACUGUCUCUAUCAUGCUGCUUUCUUAGUUUUUCACUUUUCACGUUCCUUUUGAUUGGUCAAAGACUUCACUCAACCCAGUAAACCUUUUAGUUGCUCACACAUUCAAUCAAACUGACCAGUCUUAUCUAUAAACCAGUAGCAGGCAUUUUCUGGAUCUUAAUGCAUGUCUUCUUAUCCUUAAUAAACUUAACACUGUUGGUA